CGUUCCGGGGGAAUAUCCGGGGGAUCUAACUGCUACUGUGACCAAGAAAGAGAGGGAUGUUGAUUACAAGAUCCUUUCGCCAAAAGCAAAGUCGCCUGUAAGCCAGCACAUGCGCGAAGGUUACAGAUUAGAGACUUAUGAAGCUGAGAGUAACAAGAAGCGGAAACCAGGGGAAACAGAAUUGCCUGAUGCAAAGAGAAAGAGAGUUUCUUUCGGCCCCUAUCUUAACCCUGAACAUUUUGAUAAACAGUUGCCGCCAGCUACUCCUGUCAGCAAGGGCGAGAAACCAAACACACGACGAGCGUCAUUGGAUUUGCCGAGCAGUCCAUUUGUAAAGGGAAGCUCAAAGAAGAAAAACCGCAUUUCACUCAUUCCAAGUGCCUCCGUUAUUACAGAAGAGAGUGGUGUUGAUACCCCAACUAAGAGUCUUUUAAGGAGAAGGAGCCCAACUCCAGUGAAACCUUACUUGGCUCGAAGUCUUGGUCUCCUUACUCCCAAGGCAUUGAAUGGAACACCAAACUCAAGCCCAGAAAACUUGAAAACACAUUCGGUGCAAGCAGAAUUAUCAGCUUCUGAAGUGUCAAGUGCAUUGGAGAGUGUCUUUCAGAAGAGCACAAAGGCUGCGGGAUCACUCAGUCCAAAGGUCAGCAGUGAUGAUGAAGGAAAUGCACCUGCUGUGAAGAGCCCAAAAGCCUCAAGCCCAACAGCUGCCUCUCCAAAGUCCAGGAGUCCAGCAGCUGCAACCCCCAAGGCCAAGAGUCCGUUGGCAUCCCCCAAGGCCAAGAGUCCGUUGGCAUCCCCCAAGGCCAAGAGUCCGUCGGCAUCCCCCAAGGCCAAGAGUCCAUCUGCAUCCCCCAAGGUUAAGAGUCCAAAGGUUAUCUCUACUAAAAUCAUUAGUCCAAAAACGUCCCCCAAAAGCACUAAGAGCCCUAAAGCAGUUACUCCAAAGAAACCUAGCCUUCAUACUGCCACCCCCAAGAAGCUGGAAAAGACACCCAUUGAGAAAGUCCCCAUCAAACUUGUCACCCCAAAAUCUGGAGCCAAGAAACUGUCUUCCCCAAAGUCCAUGUCUGCAAAGACGACGACCCCCAAGACAAGUCCGAAGACUCAAGUAACACCCAAGAAUAGUAACUUGAAAACUUCUCCAAAGAUAUCAGUGACCUUAAAGACAUCUCCAGGGAAACUAGGGGCCCCCAAAACCACUCCCAAGAAGCUUGGAACCCCCAAGAUCACACCCAAGAAGUUGGGUACUCUGAAAACUACGCCCAAGAAGGUGGAUACCCCCAAAGUUACACCCAAGAAGAUUGAUACCCCCAAAGUUACACCCAAAAAGGUGGAAACCCCCAAAGUUACACCCAAAAAGGUGGAAACCCCCAAAGUUACACCCAAGCAGGUAGAUACCCCUAAAGUUACACCCAAGAAGGUGGAAACCCCUAAAGUUACACCCAAGCAAGUAGAUACCCCUAAAGUUACACCCAAGCAAGUAGAUACCCCCAAAGUUACACCCAAGAAGGUGGAAACCCCAAAAGCUACACCCAAGGUGGAUACUCUGAAAGCCACACCUAAGAAGGUGGGAACACCCAAGAAAGUAACUCAGUUGGGGAGACUAAAACUUGCACCCAAGAAAGGUGGUGUAAAAGCAACUACAAAAACCACUCCCAAAUCAACAUCCUCAAGAGGACAGAAAAGGAAGGCUAGCUUGACACCUCAGGCAGCAAAAUCCAAGAAGACCAAAGUAGCUGUAGCCACGCCUAAGCAAGGAAGCACUCCUAAGAAAACACCAAAGAAAGUUCAAGCAAGAGUUAUAGGUAAGACUCCUGGCAAGACCCCUGGGAAGACCCCUAAAAAGUCCUGGGCAGAUGUGUUGAAGCGAGGCCUCAUGACGCGGAAGAUGCCAUCGUCCAAGGCCCAACGUGCCAGGGAAGUUAUUCAGAAGGCAAGAGUCCUCAGGGAUUCUCGUAAGGCUGGAGGAGUGAAAAGUGCUUCAAAUACCAAAUUUUCCUUGGAGGUGCCACAAAGCUUUGAUUUUAGAACUUCUACCACUGGGCAUGUCAAUUCACCAGCUCCAAUCUUCAUUUACAAGAAAACUGCAAAAACUCCUCGUGUAUUUCGAAAAGGACGAAAAAGCCCCCUUAAGUCCACAACCACAGCGCCAGCAGGAACUGAUGAACACUUGGAGGGAUUGGCAGGGCUCAUGGAUACUCCAGGCAAAGUGGUUGAUUCAGAAGAUAGGAUGGCACAUGAUAUCAAAACUAAUGAAUCUAUCCCAAGAGUUUCCUUGAACCACAAAUCUGCACCAGAAGGCUCACCUCGUCCAAGAGGAAGACCUCCAAAACAAGCAGCAAGUCCAUCAAAGACACCAGAGGGCUCACCUCGUCCUAGGGGCAGGCCUCCAACAAAGGCUGCAAGUCCAGUAAAGUCAACAGAGGGCUCACCUCGUCCAAGAGGUAGGCCUCCAACAAAGGCUGCAAGUCUAACAAAGACACCAGAGGGCACACCUCGUCCAAGAGGUAGGCCUCCAACAAAGGCUGCAAGUCCAGCAAAGACACCAGAGGGCACACCUCGCCCAAGAGGAAGGCCUCCAACACAGGCUGCAAGUCCAGCAAAGACACCAGAGGGCACACCUCGCCCAAGAGGUAGGCCUCCAAAAAAAGACGACACUGCAAGUCCAGUUAAAACACCUCAAAACAUAUCUGGUUCUUCAGAGCAAAUUGAUGCUUCAAGCCCAGGUAAGAAUACAUUAGACUCAAAAUCUCCACUGCAAGGUAGUAUUGCAAGUCCAGUAAAAACUCCAGAAGAACCAACACCAAAACGUAGAGGAAGGCCAGCCAAAUAUUCAAUGACACCAAAUCUAAAAACUCCUUCAGGACCUUCAGCAUCAGAUUUUGAAGACUCUUUAGGUGCAUCACCUGCUCUUUUCUCUCCAUGCACUCCAAGCAUUGUCAGCAAUAGUCACACUUCGGUUAAAAUGAGUAUGUCCUAUGCCAAUACUCCAUCAUCAUAUGGUAAUACCACAAACUUUGAUUUCUCUUCCAUUAAGACACCAGAUGUAACAGAGGAUAAAUUCAUUUCACCACUUGUAACACCUGCUGUGGCCAGCAACACUCCUGAACGUUUAUUGCGAAGUGUACGUGGAAAGUCUGCUUUGGCCUCGCCAGAAGAUGUACCCAUAGAAACAGAUGCUACUACUUUUGACUUUGAGUGUGCUGACACUCCAAAUGUUUCACAGGAUAUAUUUGUCUCGCCAGUGAGUGUAAAAUCUAAAACAUCACCUGAAUUAAGAGGUCUGAAGUCCUUGUACAAGAAAAGUAAUGCUGCAGACUAUAAUAAUGUUGAAGGAUUGAAGAAGCUAAUGUCAACACCAAAGCCUGAUAAUGUGACAAGUUCAUCUUAUACAGAUGUUUCUGAUUUGAGGAACUUGAUGAAAACACCUAAAAUGCCAGUUCCAGAGAGAGAAGCUGAUGACACCCACUUAGCUGGAAUACGGAAAAUUCUGCGAACACCAAAGCCUGUUUCUGAAAGCCCUCAAGCUGAUUAUUCAAAUGUUGCUGGUAUCCGUAAACUGAUGAAGACACCAGCACCUAGUGUUGCAGAGAGAGAAGCUGAUGAUUCUCACAUAGCAGGAAUCAGGAAAGUCUUGCGAACACCAAAACCUAAUCCAGAAAGUCCUAAAGCCGAUUAUACAAGUGUCACUGGAUUGCGUAAGCUUAUGAAGACCCCUAAAGCAAAUGCUGAAGAAGAGCCAGUUGAUGACUCCAAACUCUUUGGUAUUGGAAAAAUGUUACGGACACCAAGAACCACAGAAAGUCCUGAAGCUGAUUACACAAAUAUUCAUGGAGUUCGCAAGUUAAUGAAAACACCUAAAGGGCCUGUACCAGAGCGUGAACCUGAUUACACCCACAUUGCAGGGAUUAGGAAAGUACUGAGGACACCAAAGCCUACACCGCCUUCUCCAAAAGCAGAUUAUAAUAAUAUUGCUGGGGUUAAAAAUCUACUGAAGACCCCAAGAGAGGAAUCUCUGAAUGAGGCAGAUUAUACCAAUGUUACUGGACUGAAGAGGUUACUAAGAACUCCUCGUAGUGCCAAAGAAACUGCAGAGGCUGACUACACUAAUGUACAAGGAUUAAGAGAUCUAAUGAAAUCUCCAAGACAGAAACCAGAAAAUGUGGAAAUAGAAGCAGAUUAUACAGAACCACAAGGAUUAAGGAAUCUGAUGGCUACCCCUGCUCAGAAGCAUCUGGAGCCUUUGGCAGAUUAUACCAAUGUAAAAGGUAUGAAACGAUUGCUUUCAACCCCUCAGACUCACAUUAAUGCACCAGAAGCUGAUUACACCAAUGUGCAUGGAGUGAAGAAUCUUAUGCGAACACCCAAAUCUCAAGAUUAUUCUUUGGAGGUUGACUUACAAGGAUUAGGACAGUUAAUGAAAACACCUCUUACUGACCAAACUAAUGUAGUUAGUCAAGUAACUGAACUGGUACGGCAGACUACCACACCAGCUUCAGGUCGAAAGUCACGAAGGGCUCCAAAAGUCAUCAGUCCAACAACAAGCUCACCUUCAGAAAAUAUACCACCUGUAGAACCACUUAAAUCCCACACAGAGGUAGUACAAGAGAAAGAACUUGAUGAAGGACUGACUCCACGAAGAACUCGAAGAACUAUCAAAACUGAGUCGGAAAGCAAUACCCCAGUGAGACGUGGGCGAUCCCGGCAAGUCAAUGUUAAGAAUGAGGUGGCACAGGAGGAUUCUCCAGUUGCGUCAACUCGUAGCCGCAGGGGCAAACGAGGAACUGCACCUGAAGAGGUAGCUGAAGUGCCACAGAAGAAAUCAAAGAGGCGGCAGAACCAAGCAGAAGAAUCGGUGGAUUCAAAUGAUAGAUCUGAGGAAGAAAAAGUUGAAUUGCCAGUUCCAUACAACAUUAAUGAAAAAGAAUCAGAGGACCUUGUUGAAGAAAAGAAAUCUUUACCAAGGAGAGGUGGCCGAAGCCGCAAGGAUGCAGCUUUGCAGAAUGAAGUAACAACUAAUGAAGAAACAGUAGUGGCGAAGGUUUUGACACCAGUGAAAAGAAGACAAAAGCAGACUGAAGAUAUGGAAGUGAACCUCCCAGUUGCAGUGGAAGCAGCCAUUGAUGAUCCUGUAAAGCCAUCUACACCAGUAAAGAGAGGACAAAGAAGGGCCCAACCAAAGAAAGAAGAAGAAACUGAUGAUGUGGUUCCAUCUUUAGAUAUACCUGCUGUAAAACGUACAAGAGGAAAGUCAACCAAAGAAGUUGCCAAAGUAGAAGAAUCCCCUAAAGUUUCAACACCUGUGCGAAGGGGACGAAGAAGAGGUCAAGCUGAAACUGAGAAAGAAACCGAGCCCCAGGAUUUGCCUGAGACACCUAAAGUAGAUGAAGUACAAAUGAGUGUGGAUGAAGAUCUGGAAAAGCCAGUGAAAAGUCGUGGUAAGAGAGUUCGUGUGGUUGAGGCGAAAGAAGUAAAUACUGAAUUAGUGAAGCCUACAACAAGAAGAGGGCGCUCACAAAAGGUUGUAGAAGAAUUGGACACAGAAGAGGAAAAAAUGGUAGAUAGCAAGCAAAAGGGUGGAAGAAGAGCUGUGAGUAAACAAGAAACGUCAGAAGCUAAUGAAGAAUUAGUGAAGACUGUCAGUAGUGGACGUGGUCGCGGUAGGAAAAAGGCCGAAGAAGGAGAAAAAGACAGCAACCAGGAAACAGAGCAGCCUACCCCAGUCAAAAAACGUGGUAGAGCUGCAAAGGCAAUUGAAGAACCUGAGCCUACUGCAGAAACUUCUACACCAACAACCACCACCAGAAGAGGUCGUGGUAAGGCCACUAACAGCAAGGAGGAGGAAGAAAGCGAGUCCUCUCAGGACCAAGUGAAAACUACUAGCCGUGGUCGAGGCCGCAAACAAACCACAAAAGAUACUGAAGAAACCAUUGUAGCUGAACCUGAAGCAAAGACACGAAAAACAAGGGGGAAAAAAGAGGAAACUGCAAAGAAUGAGGAGGAAGUUGCACAAACCUCUACAAGAUCAAGGCGAAAAGUUGAUACAGAGGAGAAAGUGACAAAGGUGACUAGACAGACGCGGUCACGGAAGUAAAUUAGCAGUACAACUGUAUACCUGAGUACCUGCCUGCAUUUACUGCAAUAGAAGUAAAAUGUUUUAUUCUAUCAGAAGGUUAUCUUACUUUUACUGUCAUGAUUUCAACAAAAAAAUCUGUUUAUAUCAUUUUACAUUUGUAACUUUUUUAAGACUAGAGUUGUAGAUAUGUUAGGUGUUUUAGUGUGUCUUUUAUGUAAUUGUAAAGAUAUUUUUGUCAAACUGACAAAUAAAUAAUUCUAUAGGAAUGUCCCUGAAUGGUUACUUUUACCAUUGGGAUUUAUAUUUUCUGGUAACCAGAUACCAUAAGGAGACAUUGGGGGUAUUUAAAAUUAGAGUUGUUUUCCUUCAAGAUUUGUCCUUCUUACAUUUUCAACACAUUUUUUUUUGUCAAUGAUAGUAUUGACAGUACAUUAUUGCAUAGCUUACAAUAUCUACUCAAUCUCUUACAUAUUUUAAUUUCCUUUAUAUGUGCAAGAUUUGAAGGUUUAGAAAUAAGUUUCUUUCCUUUUUUAUUCUUUAUAAGCUAACAGGAAUUCACAAAUGAAAUUAGAUAAAGCAUGUAGAUAGCAGUCAUUAAAUUGUGAAUAUG
Molecule: messenger RNA, 6689 nt
Organism: Penaeus monodon (black tiger shrimp)
Lineage: Eukaryota; Metazoa; Arthropoda; Malacostraca; Decapoda; Penaeidae
Product: nascent polypeptide-associated complex subunit alpha, muscle-specific form-like
Exons: 6
Coding region: 110-6097 (1995 amino acids)
Biological process (GO): regulation of chromosome segregation; regulation of mitotic nuclear division
Cellular component (GO): chromosome; nucleus
Molecular function (GO): DNA binding
Source: RefSeq, a predicted model, not a curated record